Molecule: messenger RNA, 1530 nt
Organism: Schistosoma intercalatum
Lineage: Eukaryota; Metazoa; Platyhelminthes; Trematoda; Strigeidida; Schistosomatidae
Source: the annotation of a GenBank genome assembly
AUGUUUCACGACUAUAAGUUUAAUGUUUAUCAUGAAAAAUCAUCACAGUCGUCGGUUAUUCCAUCGAGCGUACAACAGCAUUCAACAACAUUAUAUUUGAGAGGAAAACCUCGUCUGGUAAAUAAAAGGGAUAUAAAUAACCUUCAGCCGGCUAUUCAUUUACACAAUAAAACAAGCACUUGGAGUAAGGGUAUUUUACUGCUUAUCAGCUCUUCAAUUAUAGCAAUUCUCUUAAUAUUAUUUGUUGCUAUGAAACGAAUUCAUCGUGUUUAUUUAAAAUCAGAUCAGUUUGAAUCAAAAAUUCAAAAUUUUCAAAUAACAUCAUUUGAUCAUAUUAAUUCAUUAAAACAAAACUAUUUAAUAAAACAACAAAUGAAUAAAUUACAAGAUGGAAAACAGUUAGAAACUAGUGCUGAAAAAUUAAGAAAUUCAAAAUUGAAUGAUUAUAAUUCUCAAACGAUAAUAAAUCAUCAUCAACAGCAACAGCAACAACAACAACCACAACAACAAUAUGAAAAUGAACAGAAAGUUCAACCGAUACGAAUUACCCCAAAUCCAUUUAUGAAUCAAUCUAAUAUGAAAGAAUAUGAAGCCAAAACUAUUUUAUUGGAUGAAAAACGUUAUGAUGCCUCUUUGAAUAUGUCAUCAUCAAUAUAUAACAAUAAUAAUAAUAAUCUUAAAAGUGGAUCACCAAUUGUAUGUAAUCCAACAAUUCAAUUAUAUGAAAAUCCAUUAAGAUCUGAUGAAGAAGAUGAUGAUGAUUUUCAAUGUUCAUGCAGUGAAAAUGAUACUGAUGAUCAUAUAACUUUAAAUAAUUAAUUCAAGAAAGAAAAGAAUCUAAAUGAAUUCAACAAAGAAGAAGUUGAUGAAGAAGAAGAACAACAAUAACAACUCAUAUAAGACAACAGUUAAACAAAAACAACAUGGACACAUUGAAUUUCUUUACUCUACUCAUUUAUUUCUAAUAAUUAUGAUAAAUAAUCUUUAAAAUGGCAUUUAGUUUAGUCUUAUCUUUCACAUUCUUGUUCAGUCAAUAUGUUUACUUUAUUAUUGAUUAAGUUAUUUAUCAAAUUUUUUUUUCUUUUUCAAUAUGUUCUCUUAUCGGUGAUCUUUGUCAUAAAAAGGGGAAAAAAAAUUUCUUUUUCAUCAUUUAUUAUUUACACUUUAUACCCCCUACCCCAUCACAAUCACCAUCACCACCAUUUAUACCCUGCAUUACUCACAUAUUACAUUUUUGCACUGUUUACAAUAUUUUGGUAAUCAUAGUCAUACAUAAUGAGUUUCAAAGUACAUUCACUACCUGUAUGGCAUUUAUUCGUUAUUUAAAAGAACUAAUUUUUUUUCCAUCUUGCUGAGGGGGGGGGUGGCUGGAUGUUCUUUCGAUAUAAUUUUUAAUUAGUAUUAUUUAUUUUAAUCGUACUUUUAUUCAUGAAUUUAGUUGUUCAAAUUGUUUAGUAUUUAGUUCACUAUUCUAUACAUUUUUAUCAUAUCAUCAAAUAGAUAUAUAUAUAUAAACGUAUACAUUCAUUC